GCGGGCAGCCGUGGACGGAGCCGUAAUUUCAGAGCUCAGCGUUACAAACCCCUUCUGCUGAAGCAGGGCGAUGCAUGCAGUUCUUACAGGAUCUCGAGGCGGAUGAUUUACUGUUGAUUUUUAACGACAAAUUGCUAGCGCCUGACAGGUCUGCGGAGCGUGGUGGUGGCACUCCUACAACAGCCCUGUUGCAUACACAACGGUGAAAGGGUGUUUUUCUGUUCAGCGAGAAGAAGCAAUGAGAUACAAUCUUCUAGGAAAGCUGUUGUAUUGGUUAUAAUCCUAACGUUAACUUGCUUGAAGACAAAAUGCCUGAUUACAAGGUUCCUGCAAGAAAUCCCUCAGAGACACAAUGUACUACCACUUCUCAGAGGAUUUCUUCACGAAGUGCUUUUACCAGCAGCAAAAUGUCUGGGCAGCAACUGACAUCACAGAUGUCAGGAAAAGAAAAAGAUGGUCUUCUUUCAUCAUCUCGGAAUAGGACUGAGGAAGUAAAUAGCACCUAUGUGAUAUCAGCCUGUAAUAAUGCAAACGACGCAUCAGUUACAUUGAAGCCUCAGGACAGAUUAACACUCCAGAGGAGAACAAGAGUAAGCAAAAACUUGGUGUCCAGCAGUGAACAAUCAGAUAACAAAAUAAGACAGAGCAUAGAAAAUACACAAACAGGCAAAAGAUGUACUCUACAGAGGCGUGUGAGGACUGGCUCUGUGGAGAAGAGUAAAAUUAAUUGGAAUGCUGUGCCUGGAAUAGAAAAUAAUGACUUUGCAGAAAGAAAUUACAAGACUGCACUUCGACCAAAUAUUAAUAAUAAUGAUACUCGGCAUGGUAAUCCAAGCUGUAAAUUAGCUGAGGGUCAGUCAAAUACGAAGAUGCAUUUUAACCUGAACAGCAAGGACUUGUUUGGCAAUGUUGAAAAUGACAAACGCACACCUGUAAAACGUAAGACAAGCACUGCUGACUCAAAACUUCAAAAUGAAGCUCAUAUAUCAGAGCAAUUAGUUACCUCAAAGAACAUUAAUAGGAUAUCAGGAGAGCAACUGAAUGAAAAAGGUGAUGUAAAUAAGCUAGAGGAAAAACAAAGGUUACAACACUUAAUGAUAAAGCAUAACAGUUUAGAAAGGCCAAGGAUACCAACAAAAGGUUCAACAGAAGGAUUUAUGCUUACACCAAAGAACAGCACAUUUCAGGAUAAGUCAUCUCUGUCAGCUUUAAAUAAACGACCACUUCAUCCUCCGUUGGUGUCAAAAAAGAAAACCGGUGUUUCUAGUUGUCCUGUGAGUAUAAGUGCAAAAGAGAAAGUAGAAACGCUUACAGAGAACAACAGCACUGAGGAAGAUAUUUUCAAAGUAGAAAACAGCAAAGUGACUGUAGCUGUGCGUGUACGGCCUUUCAGUAACAGAGAGAAAAAUGAAAACUCACUUCCUGUAGUCUCCAUGAGUGGCUCGGAGACAGCUGUACGAAAUCCAAGCACAAACCAAGUUUACACCUUCAGUUAUGACUUCUCUUUCUGGUCUUUUGACAAGUGUCAUCCUAAUUUUGCAAGCCAAGCAAUGAUUUAUAAAACUUUGGCGCUGCCACUCCUAGAAAGAGCUUUUGAGGGCUAUAAUGCGUGUCUUUUUGCUUAUGGGCAAACUGGUACUGGAAAAUCAUACACGAUGAUGGGGUUUGAUGAAGACCGAGGGAUAAUUCCAAGACUCUGUGAAGAUCUUUUCAGUCAAAUGGACAAACAACAGGUCUUGUAUCACCUUGAAAUGAGCUAUUUUGAAGUUUACAAUGAGAAAAUUCAUGAUUUGCUUGUCUUCAAAGCUGAAAACAGACAGAAGAAACAACCACUCCGUGUAAGGGAACACCCGGUGUUAGGACCGUAUGUGGAGGACCUAACAGUGAAUGUUGUCAGUUCUUACUCUGAUAUCCAGAGUUGGCUUGAGCUAGGGAAUAAGCAGAGAGCAACAGCUGCUACGGUAAUGAAUGACAAGAGUUCUAGAUCUCAUUCUGUCUUCACCCUUGUCAUGACACAAACCAAGGUAGAAUCUGUGGAUGAACAGCAACGUGACCGUAGUCUUACCAGUCACAUAAAUCUAAUUGAUUUAGCAGGCAGCGAAUGCUGUUCUACGGCUCAGACCACUGGAGAAAGGCUGAAGGAGGGUGUGAGUAUUAAUAAAUCACUCUUAACCCUUGGAAAGGUUAUUUCUGCACUCUCAAAGCAGUCUCAAAAUGGAAAGAAAACUUUCAUUCCUUACCGGGAGUCUGUCCUUACUUGGUUAUUGAAGGAAAGUCUUGGUGGAAAUUCACAAACGGCUAUGAUUGCCACAAUAAGUCCAGCUGCCAGCAGCACAGAAGAAACUCUCAGCACUCUUCGCUAUGCAAAACAAGCUUGUUCAAUUAUCAACACUGCUAAAGUAAAUGAAGAUGUGAAUGCCAAGUUGAUCAGAGAAUUGAAAGCUGAAAUUGAAAAACUGAAGGCACAGAAAAGUGCUCAGAACACUGAUCCUGAAAAAUACAGGCGUUAUUUGCAGGAAAUAACAUCUCUGAGGAUGAAAUUGCAUCAACAGGAGAGGGACACAGCAGAAAUGCAAAGGGCCUGGAAAGAAAAACUUGAGCAAGCAGAAAAGAGGAAAUUAGAAGAUAUAAAGGAAUUGCAGAAAGCAGGAAUUGCAUUCAAAAUGGACAAUCACUUACCAAACCUUGUUAAUCUCAGUGAAGAUCCUCAGCUUUCUGAGGUGCUGUUGUAUAUGAUUAAAGAAGGAGAAACUACAGUUGGAAGGUAUACACCGAAUUCAAAACAUGAUAUCCAGCUUUCUGGAGUGCUAAUUGCUGAUGACCAUUGCGUUAUAAAAAAUAACCUUGGCCAAGUGAGUAUUAUUCCACGGAGAGAAGCAAAGACAUAUGUAAAUGGGAAAUGCAUUUUAGACCCGACAGUUCUGCAUCAUGGUGAUCGAGUGAUCCUUGGGGGAGACCAUUAUUUCAGGUUUAAUCAUCCAGUAGAGGUUCAGAAAGUUAAGAGACCAUCUUGUGGGACUACACUUUUGCAUGAUGGUCCUAAAGAUUUUGAAUUUGCAAAGAACGAGCUGCUUAUUGCACAGAAAACUCAGCUUGAAUCAGAAAUUGAAGAGGCACGACUCAAAGCCAAGGAAGAAAUGAUGCAAAGUGUCCAAAUAGCAAAAGAGAUGAUUCAGCAAGAACUGACAUCACAAAAAGAAGCUUAUGAAAGCAAAAUAAAAUCACUGGAAGCAGAGGUGAGAGAAGAAUCUCGUAAGAAGCAAAUGCAAGAACUGAAAAACCAAAAGGCUGCAACUAAAAUACAGGAGCUAGAGAAGGCAAAGCAAAAUCUUGAGCUAGAAUUACACUUCAACAAGAAGCGUUUGGAAGUGGAGACCUUAGCUACGAAGCAGGCUCUGGAAGAUCAUAGUAUUCAUCAUGCAAAGAUACUUCAGGCUCUGGAAGCUGAGAAACAGAAGAUUGCUGAAGAAAUACAAACCCUUCAGAAGAACCGUGGAAGUGGGAAUAAAACUAUGACUAUUCCUCUUAACUGGAAUUCUUUGAAGUUAUCUGUGAUGAUCAAAGAGGCCAACACCAUUAGUAAUGAACUAGGGAAAAACACUGUUUUCUGCAGGCACGACAAAGUUGAUGAUAAAACAGGAACAGUAUCUUCUAUUCAAGUGCAGGUUCGUAAUAUCAAACUGGGAAUAGCAACGUUCUGGAGCCUGGAGAAAUUUGAAUGCAAACUAGCAGCAAUGAAAGAACUCUAUGAGAGUAAUGAUAACAAUAAAGCUGCUGAUGUGUUUUAUGACCCUGCUGAUGAAUGGGAACCCGACCUUUCAGAUGCCUCAGUUUCCUCUCUUUCCAGGAGAAGAAGUAGAAGUUUAAUGAAGAACAAGAGAAUUUCUAGAUGUUUGUCUGGUAUAAAAUUGGAACCAACCCAUGAUACACAAACUUCCUAUAUUUCAGGUUCACAGAGUAAAUCCAGCAUAUGCCCAAACUUCUCUGAAUCACUUCUUCCUGGAAUUUGCAAAGAAUCUGUAAGUUCAGCUUUAGAUUUACUGGAACAGAAUCAUGAAGGGAGAAAGAGCAUAGCAGAUCAUCUCCUAAGGAAUUUGUUUACCAUUUUCUCUGGAGUUUCUGCCAUUUCAAAAGCCUAUGAACAGCAAGAUGAAGAAUGUCAAAAAAAUUUUUUCUCUACUGAUCCUGCUGCUCAGUCCUACAGCAUCAAAAUCACCUCUGUGUUUGGCCAGCUUGUGGUUCUAGUCAAGGUUUGGCUUAACCAUGUGCAAAAGAGCCCUAGCUCUGUGAAGACUGAUGAAGAAUUGAAACAGGAAGUAAAGAACCUGGGAGGUUAUUUACAGUUACUGUUGCAGGGAUGUUCUUCAGAUAUUUCCUCAAUGGUAACAGAAGCACAGAGCAAAGUGAACGAAGCAGUAAAACAAACAAUUAAAUGCAUAGGACACUUGGCAGUAUUCACAAGAACUGAUAUUUCCAUUUUUGAAGAGAACGACAUUCCUGCAACUAGUCUACAGGACUUCGUACUUGCUGUUUAUGAUGGAGUAGGUUUGGGGCUGGACUUUCUUACAGAAACAGUACAGGAAAAAGCAAGAACGGUGCAGGAAGAACUAUUGAAACAACAUCCACAAAAUGAGAUUCAAAAUCGAAUAAGGGAUGAUGCUGUGGCAUUAGCCAGGUUCCUUGAAAAUAACAUCUCUUCUUGCAGAAAGAAAGAAGUAGAAUCUCAAUUACCAGAAGAAGAUUAUGUGUAUAUGGAAAUCAAGAGAAGUACUAAGAUCGCUGUGAAAUACUUGGAAUUGGAGCAGUGCCUCGCUGAAGUCUAUCAGAUCGUUUCUUCUACAUUACAAGGGUCAUUCAGAAACACAAGCCCUCUCAGGAGCUUUGCAGGAGAGAUUUGUUUCAUAGCUGGAUGUUUGUACAAUUAUUUCAGUUCAUUUCCUUUGGCUUCUACUUCUACAAACAAUCCUAUCCAGAGAACACCCAUGCCAUUUAUGAACUUGGAUGAAUUGGACUCUCUGGUUGAUUCCCUUAUUGUGAAUUUUGAACUUGACCAAGGGCAGCAAAAUCUGAAAUCUCAGCCUCUGUGUAAUGAAACUGAGACCGAAGGAAGCCAAAGUGAAACAGGUGGAGAUGAAUUUCCUUUGAAACUGAAGGGGAUUCCAAAACACACAUAUAAACUCCAGUCACCACCUACGUUUCCAGAGGAGCUCUCACUUGGCAAGAUACAGUGGGUAUAAAAUACUAUCAAGAAUUCAGGGAAACUCUAUGAGGGGAAAGUAAUAUAUCACAAAAAAUAUCUUCAGUGGUUUUGUAGUCCAUUGAAAAAUCUUGGCCUGAAGUAACAGUGAUAAUGCGCUUCAACUCGUUCUAAAGUAAGUUCGUGAGGUGUGGUGUUGCUAGAGGUUAUCUUUGAUUGCUCAAAUCGCUUUCAGUAUUAAUUCACAGUGCAUUAGAAGCAUAGCUCUUCCUAAAUAAUAUGCGAGUUAUCCCAUGAUGCUGUGGAGAGUUGCACUGGUAAGCAAUCUACAAGUAAAACUAGAAUGUAUGUAUUAGAGAUGUAGGGCUGGAUGGGGUUCAAGUUCCACACUUUCAAGGUAAAAAAUGAGGUAAAGAUGUAUUAUAACCAAAUCUACAUGCAUCACUAAACAUCCUUCACAGGUAUUCUGUAAAUCUAGAUGACUCUAUACUCAGGAAUUAUAACAAAACUCCCAGUGAUAAAUGCAGACAAGAUUGAUUCAUGUCACUGAUGCUGAAAUUUAAGUUUGAGAGAAUGUUGUGCUCCACUGCUUCCGUGUCACCUGUUGGAUUAGCUUACCAUUCUGCCUCCAGAAGUUAACAUCGUGCUAUGGCCUAAGCUUAACUGUGCUGCUCUGAGCUAUUUACAAGACUAUUGCUGUAUGUUUAUGUUCCUCAUGUUCCUUUGUUGCUUGUACUGGGCUGUGAUUUGGUGAAAGGAUAGGGAGCAGAUCUUCCUCUUUGCCUUUUGUGGAUUGUUUCCUAUGCUUUUUGCUUUUAGAAUGACAGCAGCAUUACAAGUGGACCUUCAUUAGGCUGAAACGGUGACUUUGCCAGUCAACUACUUCCUUGUGCUUUUUACUGUAGACGUAGUUUAUCACAUACCUUUUAGUCUGUUGGCUGAAGCCAUUGAAAGCUAACUGCAAGGAUGAAAAUGUUUUAAGAAUAUUUAUUCCUUAAUACUGCGUACUAGGAGGCCUGGACCUCACACAUCUUGCUCAUAAUCAUGCUGAGAAAAUUGGGAGCUGACACUUAAAUGUUUUUUGUUUAUUUCAAAGCUUCUGAGCCAGGUAUUCAUAGAUACCAUCUUUUCUUCUGAGAGAAGAGGCAUAACAUCUUGAGAGAUUCAGUCUGUGAGAACAGUUCAGGCUCUUAAAACCAUUUUCUACAAAUGGACUACAUUGAAGAGAAUCAGUCAUCAUUUUUCUGUGAUAACUUUCAUAGUAGUAACCAAUGCUGUCAUUUGGUGGUUUUGUGCUUAUCUGCCGUGAUGGAAAUGUAGAAAGGUAAUUAUGCUGUUAUGGUAAUUAUCCAUAACUCAUAUAUCUUUUUCUGAAGAUUAGUGUACCUUAAUAUUUUGUCCAAAAAUGUCUUGCAGUGCGGUUCUACCAUGAAAAUUAAUUGACACUUUUUAUCUGCUGAUUUCUAUCUCACAUGAGGUGCAGUGUUGCUUAGUUGCUUUCUUUAGAGACCUUUACAGGUCUGUUCAGGGGUUAACAAAGUCUAUUCAGUUACUCAGAUUUUUAUGUUUAUAAGUGUGAAUACAAUCCUGAUAUAUUUAUACUUCUGUAAAUGUACAAUUUUGUAUUUGGCUGAAAGUUUUAAAAACAUUUGUGGUUCUUCUGAAUCAUGUAUCUAAGUGCAAGUAUUGUGAAACUGAAUCAUGUAACUGAUCGCCAGUUUCUACGGCUUCUGUAAAAACCUGUACAACAACACAUGUAAGUUCUUUGCCAGUUUUCUUCUGUUCACAGUUGCUUUUGAGACCUUCCUUUGCUGGUAGUAUUGCAAUGUAACAUUCUGAAAUACUAAUAAAAGAUAUUUUUCUAUAGCACUCAAGUGAAACCCGAAGAGUGACUACUUUAAGUUUCUCUGUUAAGACAUUUAACAGCACACGUUUAGAUGCUGAAUACUUGUGACUUAAUCUAUGCAUAUCAAGGUCAUAAUACUCCCUUCUUUUCCCAUUUGUUAAUAUUGUGGUGUUAUGCUAAGUUUCGGUUGCAAAGAUAUUAAAGUGUGUUACUUGCUGACAUUCCA
Anas platyrhynchos (mallard) is the source of this 7269-nucleotide messenger RNA. RefSeq names its product kinesin family member 14 (gene KIF14). Gene Ontology annotation, molecular function: microtubule motor activity; ATP binding; microtubule binding. Lineage: Eukaryota; Metazoa; Chordata; Aves; Anseriformes; Anatidae. Gene Ontology annotation, biological process: microtubule-based movement. The record is from RefSeq and is a predicted model, not a curated record.